AUGUUCACAGAUUGUCAUCCGGAUCACCAGGCACCUCACGUAGCGGCGGCACACGCGCUCCCUGUUCACUUUGAUACCGGACUAGCCCGAGGUGACAAGCUAGGCGUGCCGAAGUCAUACUGUGCCUGUAGCGAUGAUGAUGCGGGAUAUCCAUGCUUCCUCUCGUCCUCCAACGACACUAGUUCAACAGGUGACAGAAUGGUAUUCAACCUCCCUGACCGCGCAUCCUUUAAGUUCCCUGUACAUGAGUCACACGAUAUUCUUCGUACCCAGGCCGAUGGAAUCGCUAUCGUUGGCAUCAUUGUUGGAGGCGUGUAUCACUUUCGCGUCUUUCUCUUUAACCUACUGGAGAAGCGCUGCCUUCGCAUCGACUGCAAUCCUUUACCGAUUGACGCCAACGGUAUUGAGAAAGCUUGCGUGGAUUUCGCGACGAAAAAGUACUUGUACCCGAUUCCUCCGAUCCGGAUCUCUGAAAUUUCGCGGAGCACCGGUGCCUUCUCCUAUGGUCUUCAACCUCACGUUCAGAUUGGAACCAUUCUCGAGCUCUUGUUCACUCAUCUCAAGCGUGAUAAAUACCUAUUUUACAAUGGUAGGGGAUGCAGACACUGGUGUGCUACCAUUCUGAACGACUUAGAGACCCAUGGCUUUGUUUCCAAUGGAGCAACAGGACAUUUCGAGACGUGGGAAAUGAUGAAGCACAGAGAGCUCGGCACCUACUUCCCCAUGCCUCGUAUCCAAGGAGCCUUUUAUAACUGA
Molecule: messenger RNA, 756 nt
Organism: Guyanagaster necrorhizus
Lineage: Eukaryota; Fungi; Basidiomycota; Agaricomycetes; Agaricales; Physalacriaceae
Exons: 5
Coding region: 1-756 (251 amino acids)
Source: RefSeq, a predicted model, not a curated record